ACCCCCAUUUGUUCCAUUCUCUUCUGCAACAUCAUCCAUGCGUAACUUGAAGAGAGAAAAAAACAUUGAAUCUCAUUUCAUUUCAUUUUCAAAUUAUCCCAAUUUGAAUCUCAUAACUAUAAUCGAAAUUCUUGUUUGAGUAUAGAGAAGAAAGAAGAAAUGAGAGAUAUGGGUUCUUGUUUUGGUGAAUACGCAAUACAAGUAUCAGAGGCAUCAUGUUCAAGCUACUCCGGCAGCCUUCAAUCAUCAUUAUCAUCAUCAUGCCUCUCUUCAAAUCCAAAUACAAUCCCAUCCGUCCAAAAUGAAGUCACCUGCGUCUACAGAAUCAUUCCGUCCACACAAAACAAGCAUUUCACGAUCACAGCCACAUGGACCAAAACCAGCAUCCCACCUCAUCAUCAAGGUCUCUCCUUGACCUUCUCUUCCGAUCAUUCAAACACCUCAUCCUUCAAGUUCAACACAAUUUCAAGACUACUCAACAAGAACAAAAAGAAGAAGAAAGGAAACAGAUCUUUCCAAUUCGACAAUUCCCAGAUCAACGUCCUCUGGGAUUUCACCUCUGCCAAAUACGACAACAACAACCUAGGACCCGAACCCAUCAAAGGAUUCUACGUUUUAAUCAUCGUAGACUCCGAAUUGGGUUUGAGUCUUGGAGACAUGUCGACAGAGGAAUUAUUAGCUACGAGUAGUAAGAUGAUGAUGAAGAACAACAACAUGGUAGCUGCUAAAUGUUCUUUGAUUUCGAGAAGAGAGAGUUUUACAGGGAAAUCUGUUUGUGUAAGAAAGGCACAAUUCAGGGAGAAUGGAAGUAUGCACGAAGUUUGGAUAAGAUUUAGUAGAGAAAAAGAAGGUUUGAAGAGUCCAAUGUUGGUAGUUUCGAUUGAUAGGAAGAAUAUGAUAAGGGUGAAGAGUCUGCAAUGGAAUUUCAGGGGAAAUCAGACUAUAUUUGUCGAUGGUUUGUUAGUUGAUUUGAUGUGGGAUGUUCAUGGAUGGUUUUUUGAUUCGGAUAAUGCAGGUCGUGGGAUUUUCAUGUUUAGAACCAGAAGUGGCCUUCACAGUAGGCUAUGGAUGAUGGAACAACAAGAAGAAGAAGAACAGAAAGACAAGAUGAUGACGAUGAUGUUCAAGGAAUGAUGAACCAGAGAUGACAGACAGCAUGAUCUAUUAAGGAUUUAUUUAUUAUUAUUAUUAUUAUUUUAAAAGGAACUUCUCA
Messenger RNA from Impatiens glandulifera, 1213 nucleotides. RefSeq lists its product as uncharacterized. The transcript has 2 exons. The coding region runs from base 160 to 1134 and encodes 324 amino acids. The record is from RefSeq and is a predicted model, not a curated record. Lineage: Eukaryota; Viridiplantae; Streptophyta; Magnoliopsida; Ericales; Balsaminaceae.